Molecule: messenger RNA, 1634 nt
Organism: Sebastes umbrosus (honeycomb rockfish)
Lineage: Eukaryota; Metazoa; Chordata; Actinopteri; Perciformes; Sebastidae
Product: myosin light chain kinase, smooth muscle-like
Exons: 9
Biological process (GO): protein phosphorylation
Molecular function (GO): protein kinase activity; ATP binding
Source: RefSeq, a predicted model, not a curated record
UGUGGAGGAAACACUGUGCUGUGGUUGUGUGACAGGGGGAAGUUCGGUCAGGUCUUCAAACUGGUGGAGAAGGCGACGAAGAAGGUUUGGGCGGGGAAGUUCAUCAAGGCGUACUCGGCGAAGGAGAAGGACAACGUCCGGCAUGAGAUCGGCAUCAUGAACAGCCUCCAUCACCCCAAACUGGUCCAGUGUAUCGACGCCUUCGAGGGCAAGUCUGACAUCGUCAUGGUGCUGGAGAUGAUCUCGGGAGGCGAGCUGUUUGAGCGGAUCAUCGAUGAGGACUUUGAGCUGACGGAGAGGGAGGUGAUCAGAUACAUGCUGCAGAUCAUCGACGGAGUGAACUUCAUCCACAAGCAGGGCAUCGUCCACCUGGACCUGAAACCAGAGAACAUCAUGUGUGUCAACAAGACCGGCGGCAAGAUCAAACUCAUCGACUUCGGCCUCGCCCGGCGACUAGAGAACGCAGGAACCCUGAAGGUUCUGUUUGGGACUCCAGAGUUCGUGGCUCCAGAAGUGAUCAACUAUGAAGCCAUCAGUUAUCCCACCGACAUGUGGAGCAUAGGAGUCAUCUGUUAUAUACUGCUGAGCGGUCUGUCUCCCUUCAUGGGCGACAACGACAACGAGACGCUGUCUAACGUCACCUCGGCCUCCUGGGACUUUGAGGACGAGGCCUUCGAUGAAAUCUCCGACAACGCCAAAGACUUCAUCACCAACCUGCUGAAGAAGGACAUGAGGGCUCGGCUCACCUGUGCUCAGUGUUAUGAACACACCUGGCUGAAGCAGGACACCAACACCAUGAAGGCCAAGAAGCUCUCCAAGGAGAGGAUGAAGAAGUACAUCCUGAGGAGGAAAUGGCAGAAAACGGGUCACGCUGUUCGAGCCAUCGGCAGACUGUCGUCCAUGGCCAUGAUGGCCGGAGUCAGCGCCAAGAAGGGCUCGCCCACCGAAGAGGAUAACCAGUUCCUGGAGUGUUUGGAGUACGAGCAGAAGACGGAGUGUAAGCCGACGUUCAGCUCGGUCAUCAAAGACGUGGAGGUGGUGGAGGGCAGCGCCGCUCGCUUCGACUGCAAGAUCGAAGGUUACCCCGAUCCGGAGGUGGUUUGGUACAAAGACGAGCAGCCGAUCAAAGAGACCCGACACUUCCAGAUCGACUACGACGAAGAAGGAAACUGUAGUCUGGUCAUUUCAGAGGUGUCGGGUGACGACGACGCCAAGUACACGGUGAAGGCGGUCAACAGUCUGGGGGAGGCAACCUGCACCGCCGAGCUGCUGGUGGAGGUGAUGGCCGGGGAGGAAGAGGAGGAGGAAGAGGAGGAGGAGGAGGAAUAAAGCAGUGUUGGUCUGGACUCCCACAGGAAGAGGAGGAGGAGGAGGAGGAGGAGGAGGAGGAGGAGGACAAUUCACCUACAAAUAACAGAUUGUGAUUGGAGGAGCAGGUGGGCGGGGUUUCACCAUGCUGUGUGCUAAACCCCGCCCACCUGACACCUGGAGAACAAGCCCCGCCCCUCUCAGGUUAGCCUCUGUUCAUUGGUGGGUUUCCUCUCUCAGUUUAUUCUUUCUUAAAGUCGUAUAAAUGAAACAGGAUACUCGGGUUAUCUGUCCAUUCUCAGAUCUAAUCUAAAUAUCAUCAUUAA